Ostreococcus tauri is the source of this 1053-nucleotide messenger RNA. RefSeq names its product Glyceraldehyde 3-phosphate dehydrogenase, NAD(P) binding domain. NCBI's taxonomy places the organism in Eukaryota, Viridiplantae, Chlorophyta, Mamiellophyceae, Mamiellales, Bathycoccaceae. The record is from RefSeq and is a predicted model, not a curated record. The transcript has a single exon. Gene Ontology annotation, biological process: glucose metabolic process. Gene Ontology annotation, molecular function: oxidoreductase activity, acting on the aldehyde or oxo group of donors, NAD or NADP as acceptor; NADP binding; NAD binding. Bases 1 to 1053 code for a protein of 350 amino acids.
AUGGCGCCGACGCGGAUCGGGAUCAAUGGAUUCGGACGAAUCGGUCGAUUGGCGUUUCGUCUCUUGCACGACGACCCCGAGGUGGAGAUCGCGGUGAUCAACGAAUCCCCUGGGAGCGGGAAGUCGUGCGCGUACCUCGGUGAAUUCGACUCGGUGCACGGGCGAUGGGGGAAGACGAUCGCGUUCGACGAGGCGAAACAAACGCUGGAGAUUUCCGAUGGGCGUUCGAUCGCGUUUACGGGUGAGAGUGAUCCUUUGGAGGUGCCGUGGAGUGAUCUCGGGUGCGAGAUCGUUCUGGAGUGCACGGGGGCGUUUACGAAGAUGAAGGCGCUCGAGCGCGCCUACUUUGGCGAGCGACACGGCGGGACGGUGAAAAAGGUGGUCGUGUCGGCGCCGGUGAAGGAGGAGGGAGCGGUGAACAUCGUGUACGGGGUGAAUCAUGGUGAUUACGAUGCGGAUAAGCAUCGAGUGGUGACGGCGGCAUCGUGCACGACGAACUGCAUCGCGCCGGUGAUCUACACGAUUCACAACGAAAUCGGCGUGCAUCGCGGCUCGAUCACGACGGUGCACAACGUGACGAACACGCAGUGCAUGGUGGACGCCCCGAACACAAAGAAGGAUGAUUUAAGACGAGCGAGGAGUGGGUUGGUGAACCUAGCGCCGACAUCCACGGGCAGCGCGACCGCGGUGCAGCUCAUCAUCCCGGAUCUCAAGGGCAAGCUGAACGGCUUGGCAGUGCGCGUACCACUCACGAAUGGUUCGUUGUCCGACAUCGUCCUCGAGUUGAAGCGACCGGUGACGAGAGACGAAAUCAAUGCGCUGUUGAAGAAGCACUCUGAAGAGGGACCCCUCGUGGGAAUCAUGGGCUUCGAGGAGCAGCCCCUUGUAUCCACGGAUUUUGUCAACGAUUCACGCUCUGGCAUUGUCGACGCAGAAUCCACCAUGGUGAUCGAUGGCACGCACUUGAAGCUGUACGUCUGGUACGACAACGAGUACGGAUACUCGUGCAGGCUCGUUGACUGCGCCAAGAUGGUCGCGGCGUCGAUCAAGUAG